Molecule: messenger RNA, 875 nt
Organism: Hemibagrus wyckioides
Lineage: Eukaryota; Metazoa; Chordata; Actinopteri; Siluriformes; Bagridae
Gene: dph3
Product: diphthamide biosynthesis 3
Exons: 3
Coding region: 72-329 (85 amino acids)
Biological process (GO): protein histidyl modification to diphthamide
Molecular function (GO): metal ion binding
Source: RefSeq, a predicted model, not a curated record
CGUCAUAUGUCUGCGCCCUUCAGUGCCGAAGCCGCGUGAAACUUAACCCUCUUGAGUAGUAAGACUUUAAAAUGUCGGUUUUUCACGACGAGGUUGAAAUUGAAGACUUCGAAUACGACGAAGAAACAGAAACGUAUUACUUCCCGUGUCCCUGUGGAGACAGAUUUGCUAUCACGAAGGAGGAUUUGGAGAAUGGUGAGGAGGUGGCCACCUGUCCAAGCUGCUCACUGAUUGUCAAAGUAAUUUAUGACAAGGAGCAGUUCAUGUGUGGGGAAGUCGUCGAUGCACUUCCUGCAUCCGAAACAAAACUGGAGGUGGCCCAGAGAUGACAGCUUAUCAGAUCUAAAUCUAUACCUGGAGAUUGUUACUGUGUAAUGAACAUUGGACCUGAAACCCUUAGAUGAUACAGAAUUGUAGAACCAUCGUGGAAGGAAAUGAUUCUUUUCUCAUGGACUUGAGACACUUGCAACAGCAGCAUUUUGCACAUGGACUAUUAGUUUUAUAAAUGUUAUAAACAUAUUUAUUUUAAUACUAUACAGCGCUUUCUUGUCUGAGUUUGUGUUGCUUAAAUUCUGGAUCGUUUGAAACUUGUUGUAUGGUAUACAAACAGCAGGGGGUGCUGCUAGAUCAUAAGGGAAAAUCCCAAUUUUUUAUGGCUCGGUUGGCAGAGGUUACUGAGUUGAAAUAUCCUAAUUGAAACAGGUUUGGGAGGUAAUGAUGGGUGUGAGUAGGACAAACAUGUUUAUCAUAGGAUAGUAUAUAAGACACCAAACACUAAGUAUCACCUACACAGGGAAUGGUUUUGAAAUGCAUAUGAGAAAUUUUAAAUAAUCUGAAUAUUAAAUGGGAUAUGAUUGCAUUAAGGUUGCAUUGCC